Messenger RNA from Silurus meridionalis, 3538 nucleotides. Its product is annotated as eukaryotic translation initiation factor 4 gamma 3-like. The coding region runs from base 127 to 3531 and encodes 1134 amino acids. Lineage: Eukaryota; Metazoa; Chordata; Actinopteri; Siluriformes; Siluridae. Gene Ontology annotation, cellular component: eukaryotic translation initiation factor 4F complex. Gene Ontology annotation, molecular function: translation initiation factor activity; protein binding; mRNA binding. The record is from RefSeq and is a predicted model, not a curated record. The transcript is spliced from 28 exons.
CCAUCACUCGUCAUAAUCGAGAAAUCUUUCGAGGAGUCAAGACUCAAAAAAACGCGCUCCAGAGAGGAAACGGAAAUCUUUCAGAUUUAAAGUUGGAUAAGUCUUUAAGUCUCUAAAACUUUAGAUAUGCAGUAUGCAGUGACUUAUGUUCCUGUCCUGGUGAAUAUGGCAGCAGGUUCUCCAGAUGAACAAAAUAUGCAGUAUGCAAUGACUUACGUUCCUGCCCUCGUCGACGUGACUGCGAGUUCUACAGAUGAUCAAAAUAUGAAUCACCACAGUGCUUCUCUACAUGCGGUGCCUCCUCAGGAGCACUCGAUCUAUCCCACAGGUCUCAAUGCCUCCAACCCUGGACCUACUCCUGAAGAGUUUUAUUCAGCAUAUGCUGCAGGGAUUCCAUGUAGUACUGAUCAGACCAUGUACAACCCGUCGUCAUACUCAAUGGUCUCUCCACUGCAACCUGCACCUGCCAAGAGGAAGAUGAAAGCAAUCCGUGUCCGAGACCCCAACCAGGGCAUGAAGGAUAUAACAGAAGAGAUUAUAUUAGAAGUUGGCAGGAUUCGGAACCUCUUUCAGCAAGUGGAGCAACCAUCCUCCAUCUAUACUCCUCUACAGCAGUAUGCAUUGACUUACGGUCCUGCCCUCCUCGACGUGACUGCGAGUUCUACAGAUGAUCAAAAUAUGAAUCACCACAGUGCUUCUCUACAUGCGGUGCCUCUUCAGGAGCACUCGGUCUAUCCCACAGGUCUCAAUGCCUUUAACCCUGGACCUACUCCUGAAGAGUUUUAUUCAGCAUAUGCUGCAGGGAUUCCAUGUAGUACUGAUCAGACCAUGUUCAACCAGUUGUCAUACUCAAUGGUCUCUCCACUGCAACCCGCACCUGCCAAGAGGAAGAUGAAAGCAAUGCGUGUCCGAGAUCCCAACCAGGGCAUGAAGGAUCUCACAGAAGAGAUUAUAUUGGAAGUUGGCAGGAUUCAGAACACCUUUCAGCAAGUGGAGCAACCAUCCUCCAUCUAUACUCCUCCACAGCAGCCGAACCAAGUAGUGGAACAAGAGCACGUCAUCUAUAAUGUGGACAAAGCCCAGGUCCUCCCUGCUUCUCCCCACUGGAAACCAGAUGACAGGCCAACGCUUGAGGGAUAUGCAUUAAAAUGUACUGCUUUAGAUGCAGCAGAAAGGCCAAUCUCUCUACUUGAUAAGUCUCUAGAAGCUAUCGAUGGGCCGUCCGAAACCGACGCAGCUCCUCGUCACAACAACUCUAAAUUGCUCAGAGAGAAUGAACCCAAGCACAGCUGUAAGAAUGAAAGCAACGAUGGAGUCCUUACACCAGCAGAAGGGCCCAACAGCGCCACAGUUGCACAGUUGGAGAAUUGGAGCAAACAAUACAGUAGAGACUUUAUUUUGAGUCUCCAGUUCAAGCCUGCCUCUAUGCAGAAGCCAGAGGGGCUUCCACCUGUAAAAGAUGUUAUAUUGGACAAGGUGAAGCCAGAGCCAGUUGAAGAGAAUGAAAAGCAGGAAGCUGAGUUUGUAAAGAAGGAACCCAAGCACAGCUGUGAGAAUGAAAGCAUCAAUGGAGUCCUUACACCAGCAGAAGGGCCCAACAGCGCCACAGUUGCACAGUUGGAGAAUAGGAGGAUACAAUACAGUAAAGACUUUAUUUUGAGCCUCCAGUUUAAACCUGCCUCUAUGCAGAAGCCAGAGGGGCUUCCACCUGUAAAAGAUAUUAUAUUGGACAAGGAACUGACUGCAAGUCUGAGGCAGCCUCUACCCUGUAAGAUCUUCAGGAUUGUGCCUAUGAAUGAAGAGGUAGAGUUGAAGAAGGCUGAGAAUGCCUGGAAGCCUUGCAUGAAAAGAAGGAAUUCCACAGAGGACCCCGAAACCCAGAAAACUGAGGAGCUUUUCCGGACGGUGCGCAGUAUCCUCAACAAACUGACGCCGGAGAUGUUCAAUCAGCUGAUGAAGCAGUUGAAAGAGCUCCACAUCGACACAGAGGAGCGACUUAAGGGUGUCGUCAACCUGAUAUUUGAGAAAGCCAUUGAUGAGCCCAACUUCUCCAUGGGGUACGGGAUCAUGUGUAAAUCUCUGGCUGCAAUAGAUGUGCCCAUGGCAAACAAACCCCACAGCAAUGUGAACUUUCGAACGCUGCUCCUUCACCGCUGUCAGAAAGAAUUUGAUAAGGACAAAACGAGCAACGAUGUCCUUGAUAAAAAACAGCAGGAACUGGAAGCAGCUGUUUCAGCCAGUGAACGUGAGCGGCUUCAGGACGAGCUGGAGGAGGCAAAAAACCAAGCUUGCCGAAAAACUAAGGGCAACAUGAAGUUCAUCGGGCAGCUGUUUAAGUUGCGGAUGUUGACGGAGUCAAUCAUUCAUAACUGCGUGGUGAAACUGCUGAAGAGAAAUGACGAGGGAAGUCUCGAGUGCCUCUCAAUUCUCCUCACGACCGCCGGCAAAGAGAUAGACUUGGAGAUGGGGAAGUCACGAAUGGAUCAGUACAUUAAGCAGAUUGAAAAAAUAAUAAAUGAGAGAAAAACCUCGUCACGCAUUCGUUUCAUGCUCCAGGAUGUAAUUGACCUGCGUCUGAACAACUGGGUAUCAAAGAAAGCUGAAAAAGGCCCGAAGACCAUUGAGCAGAUCCACAAGGAUGCUCAAUUUGAGGAGCUGGAAGAGCAAUUAAAAGUUCACAAGCAGCUUAAGUCCAAAGGCAAAAGGAGACCAGUAAUUCUAAAAGACAGCACUGUGCUUGCUCCUGCCAAGAAAGAUACAAUAGACCCCAACAAGAUCCCUAAAAUGAACAAGCUGGCAAACAACGAUGCUAUAUAUUUGGGAUCGAAUUGGGACCGACGAGGACAGCGGAACUGGAAGAAAGGCUGCAAUGGAGGAAAUGGAGACAAAGCAAGCAUACCAGUAAAACUCAACACAGUGGAGGACUCGACUACAAACAAGCCUGCGCUAUCAGAGGAAGAAAUGGAGAAACAGUCCAAAUCCAUUAUCGAAGAGUAUUUGCAUGCAAAUGAUUACAAGGAGGCCUUGCAUUGCGUGAAGGAACUGGACCAGGGCAGGAUGCUGUACCUUUUUGUUCGGGUGGGUGUGGAGACCACGCUGGAGCGAAAGCAGAUCACACGUGACCAAAUGGGUCAUCUAUUCCAUCGGCUGCUGCAGGCUGGGAUCCUCUCCGCAUCUCAGUUUUUUAAAGGGUUCUCAGAAACCCUCGAGGUAGCAGAAGAUUUGGCCACUGACAUUCCUUAUAUCUGGCGUUACAUAGCGGAGCUCGUUCAUCCUGUGCUCCAGGAAGGAGGAAUCUCUUUGAGAGAAUUAUUUUGUGAAUUCAACAAACCGUUGCUCACUGUGGCAAGAGCUGGCAUAUUAUUUUCAGAAAUAUUGCACCUUCUUUGCAAACAAAUGAGCCAGAAAGAAGUGGGGGACUUAUGGAGGGACUCUAAAUUGAACUGGGCUGAUUUUCUUCCUGAAACUGUGGAUGUGAACAACUUUAUUAUGAAGCAGAAACUGGACUUCACCAUUUCUGAUUGCUCCUAAAGGAAAG